Messenger RNA from Pyrus x bretschneideri (Chinese white pear), 1227 nucleotides. RefSeq names its product dnaJ homolog subfamily B member 13-like. The transcript has 3 exons. Gene Ontology annotation, cellular component: cytosol. Bases 1 to 1077 code for a protein of 358 amino acids. Lineage: Eukaryota; Viridiplantae; Streptophyta; Magnoliopsida; Rosales; Rosaceae. The record is from RefSeq and is a predicted model, not a curated record. Gene Ontology annotation, molecular function: protein-folding chaperone binding.
AUGCGUCCUCUUAUCCCUUCCAUUCGGAAUCUGUAUAUAUCUGCCUAUAAAUCCAUUGUCAAGAAAUGGCGACACAUGAAAAAGAAAUCAUGCUCAGCUCCACAAGAGGAAGCCAUAGUUGACCAAUUUCAAGACAAUGAUGUGAUUUUUGAGGAAGUGGAUGAGGAUACAGAAAAGAAAACCAUGCAUGGAUUGCACAGCUUUAGAUGCAUUAGCCUGCAAAGAAUGCGACGCCAUGAUCCAUCAAGCCCUAGAGGUCUCAAAAGCGUGGACUGCAUCUUUAACGUGUCUUCUCCUCGUUUCUCAAAGAGCUCAAGCCCAAAGAGUCGCAUCCCUUCACCCUCCCUCAAGAAAACUAAGAGCCGGAAAAGCUGGCCCGAUUCUGCGGUGCCCUCUCCGGCAACCCCCACUACGCCGGGGUGUACUACUAAAAGCUCAGACUGCACGCCCGCCCAUCCCUUUCUCUCAAAAAGUGAGAGCCGGAAGAGCCCCGCCCCCAUCAUGUUUUCUAACUCAUCUGGGAUGUUGAAACCCCCAGCCAUUGAGAAGCAGCUUGAGUGCACCUUAGAGGAGCUGUGCUUUGGAUGCCAGAAGAAGAUGAAGGUCACAAGGGCUAUCGUCAAAGACACCGGGCAAUUGGCUCAAGAAGAUGAAUUGGUAACAAUACAAGUGGAGCCAGGAUGGAAGAAAGGAACAAAGAUUACAUUUGAAGGAUUGGGAACUGAGAGACCAGGUGCAUACCCAGCAGACAUAAUCUUUGUGAUUUCUGAAAAACGACACCCUUUGUUCAGAAGAGAAGGAGAUGACUUGGAGUUGGCACUAGAGAUUCCAUUGGUGGAGGCUCUCACUGGCUGCAUCAUCUCAAUCCCUCUGCUGGGUGGAGACCAGAUGAAGCUGACGAUCGACGACAUCAUAUAUCCUGGCUAUGAAAAGAUCAUAUCCGGCCAAGGCAUGGCAGUCUCUAAAGAUGAAGGAAAGAGAGGAAACUUGAAGGUCACGUUUCUGGUUGAUUUUCCGACCGCCCUCACCCAUGAACAACGAUUGGAUGUUCAAACCAUUUUAGAGGAUUAUGAUUGAUCUUCAGUGAUUGUAGUCUUUUUUGCCCCUUUCAUUGUUUUCAUAGUACAGAUGGAAUCCAAUGCUUCAUUUGUAUAAUAUAGGUAGAAGCUUUUGUAAGACAACCCGGUGUUUAUAUAUUGAAGAGUUUUAGCGCAGAACUAGGCGUAA